CCCUCCAGCUCCCUGCCCAAAACGUGGGUCCAGCACACGCUUCUCUCUUGCAUGAGGAUUUGCUGGAUGUGGAUUCUUGGUUAUCCAUUCCACUGGGAUGGAGAGAGCUGAGUCUAUCACCCUCUUCUGGAGCCGAGGAGCUGCAGCUAACUCGGGUCGGGAAAAUGCGACAGCGACUGCCCACUCGAGGUCGUCAUGGCGACAGCCAGUGAACGUGUUCCUCUCCUCGGGCAGGCCCCCGAGUGUAGAGGAGCUGCUUCGCGAGGCGCAGCUCAAUCUCCAGAGCCUGUUGCAAGAAGAAUAUGAGGAACAGUACUCGGAGGCCAGACUUCUGGGGCAGACCUUCCGCUCUUCUGAUGAGGCCCCUGAGCCCACCCCCAGCCCAAGGCCCCAGUCUGCCAGGCGUCUGGAGUUUGUAUUGAUGCCUACAAAACGACAGCUGAGCGAGGAUGAGACCACCACCCAGGGUGUGAGGGCCCCCGAGGCCUUGCCGGGCCUGCCUACCACAGCCGACAAGCAAACUGCCUGGAAUAGCCCCUUCCCUCUGCCUAUCCUAGAGGAGAAGCGGUGGCCUCAGCCUUGCUCCACGCAAUCUGACAUUGUGCCCAUCAACGUCUCUGGGCAGCAGUUUGAUAAACAUGCAAGUUUGCGACACUCGUUGUUUAACACAGAGACAGCCGUGAACCCUAAGUCCACCCUGAGGCGGAGGCGGACCAUUAUUGGAUUCUCUAACUUUUCCCAGCGAGACCAAGGUCACAGCAACAGCCCAGCAGGCAGUGUGGCCCACUGUACCACCUCUGACAUCAGGCCCAGUCACUCAGUUCUGGAAGGUGUUCAUGGAAGAGUUGCGGUUGGUCAGGAAGCUCGGUUCCCAAGUGUCACAUCACCAGUACUGAGAAAUCCUUCGAGUGAGCCAGAAGAACCUCCCCAGGCACGGAGUGGCCCAAACCCUCCUGGUAUGGAGAGCAUGGGAAUGGUGUACAGCAUCCCCAAUUCUUGCAAUGGACCCACAGAAUCGACGUUCUCCACUUCCUGGAAGGGAGAUGCUUUUACCUACAUGACUCCAUGUGCCACCAGCCAGAGAAAUCAAGUCAAUGAAAAUGGAAAACAUCCUUCCUCUGGGAAUUCUUGGGUCUCUCUGAACACACUCCCACCUCUGGUUCCUAAGGAGGCUGCUACCCUCUUUGUUGCUCGUGAUAACCCAGCAGGAUGCAGUGGGUUGUCUGGCUACUCUGAACACCCUACUCAACGAAGGCAAGUACCGGAAAGACCCUCCAAGAUUGGCCUUCUGACCGGUGCUACCUCAAAGCUGGAGACAGGCCCAGGUGGGGCCAGCAGAUUCCGGGAACGGUCACUGUCUGUGCCCACAGACUCGGGUACCACAGAUGUGGACUAUGACAAGGAGCAGAAGGCCAGUGAGGCCUGUGCCAUGCCUUAUGCCAGUACAAGUUCUGAGGGCAGCAACAGUGCUGACAACAUUGCCUCCCUCAGUGCCCAACAGGAGGCCCAGCACAGAAGGCAGAGGUCCAAGAGUAUCUCACUCAAGAAGGCCAAAAAGAAGCCUUCCCCACCAACGCGCAGUGUCUCACUGGUCAAAGAUGAGCCAGUCCUCUUGCCAGAAGGGGGAUCUGUGCUACCCAAGGACCAGAGGCCCAGGAGCCUUUGCCUCUCCUUGGAAUACCAAGGACAUCACUCGUCCCACCCAGAUGCUCAGGGUCACCCAGCUGUGCCAACCCUCAAAGAUCCGGAAGGUACACAAUUCUCCCACCACUGGUAUCUUACUGACUGGAAGUCUGGUGACACCUACCAAUCCUUGUCCAGCUCCAGCACUGCCACUGGCACCACGGUCAUUGAGUGCACCCAAGUUCAGGGCAGCUCAGAGUCUCUUGCCUCCCCUUCCACCUCCAGAGCCACUACACCUUCCCAACUCUCCAUCGAGGUGGAAGCCAGGGAGGUAUCCUCCCCAGGAAGGCCCACUGGGCUGAUGUCACCCUCCAGUGGCUACUCCAGCCAGUCGGAGACACCAACACCCACUGUCUCCAUGUCCUUGACCCUGGGCCACGUACCCCCUCCAAGCAGCAGCGUCCGGGUACGUCCAGUGGUACCUGAGAGGAAGUCAUCACUCCCCCCAACAUCACCAAUGGAGAAAAUUCCCAAGUCACGGCUAUCAUUUGACCUACCAUUGACCCCUUCAACCAACCUGGAUCUGUCUGGGAUGAGUAUCUCCAUCCGAAGCAAAACCAAGGUGAGCAGGCAUCACUCAGAUACAAAUUUCGGGGCCAAGUUGGCCCAGAAAACUAGUCCCAACCAGCCAAUCAUGCCCAUGGUUACUCAGUCUGACCUACGUUCUGUUCGCCUGAGAUCAGUCAGCAAGUCUGAGCCGGAAGAUGACAUUGAGAGCCCUGACUAUACUGAGGAACCCAGAGCAGAAGAAGUCUUCACCUUGCCAGAGAGAAAGAUGAAACCUCCCAUAGCUGAGAAGCCUCCGCUGGCUCGAAGACCUCCAAGCUUGAUCCACAAGCCACCAUCUGUCCCUGAGGAGUACCCACUUACUUCACCUACCUUGACUAUAACCCCCAAGAGCUCAAUUCAACACGUGAGACCACUCUCUCAAGACAGCUACAUGGUGGUGCGGAAACCAAAGUCCUCCAGCUUCCCCAAUGGCAGAAGCCCAGGCGAGUCGACAGCACCCUCGUCUGUUGUUUUCAUGCCUUUUGCCAGUUCCUCUGGUGCUUUCUUCUCAGGAACCCAGCAACCUUCCCAGGGAAGCAUGGAGGACGAGGGCCCCAAGGUGAGAGCCCUCCCUGAUAGAAUUAGCCUCCAGAGCCAAGAAGAAGCUGAGAAAAAGAAAGGCAAGAUUCCACCUCCUGUGCCAAAAAAGCCCAGCGUGUUGUACCUGCCUCUUACCUCCCCCACAGCCCAAAUGGAGGCCUACAUGGCAGAACCAAGGCUGCCUCUCAGCCCCAUCAUCACCCUGGAGGAAGAUGCCAAGUGUCCCCGCACCGGGGAUGGUGAAAGGGCUACUUCAACUCCACAGGCUGACAGUGAAAAGGAGGCAAGCCCUCUGGGGAGUUCUGUGGAAUCAAGUACCGAAGAAAAAAGUUUAAUCAGUGAUAAAACAGCCGAAUGGAUUGCGGAGGAUGAUGAUGACGUCUUUGUGGCUUCACGCACAACUGAAGAUUUAUUUACUGUGAUACACAGGUCCAAGAGAAAGCUGCUCGGCUGGAAGGAGCCUGGUGAGACCUUUGCCUGCAGCAGACAGAGCUCCCACUCGCCGAUAAAGAACACAGCUGAGUCUCCGAUCAGUGAGUCGGCUGCCACCGCAGGGUCGGGCGGCAGCGCCAACCUAGAUGCUGGCAGAAACGAUGAUUUCAAGGCCUUGCUACAAAAGAAGGGAAGCAAGGCAACUCUGAAGUCCCGCCCCUCAGCAGCCGAACUGCUGAAGACCACUAACCCACUGGCUCGGAGAAUUAUUGCACAAUUUUCAAAAGACUAUGAAACCACUGAUAACCCCAGUACCUAAGCACUUAGUUCAACAAGCGGGGUUUACUUACUAAACUUGGGUAGAGAAGGGGAAAGAGAAAAGGUUUUAAAAAGGAACCUUGGGAAUAACGACAGAGCCUACAUUUCUAUCACAUUAACUCACACUCUGGACGGCAGGAGAGAGGCCACUUCAUCUAAAGCUAAAGUCAUCAGGCACUUAAUCAUCUACAGACACUUUACAUUUUCAUACUUACAGUCUUGCCUGGACUGACUCCCGAGUUUCUUCUUAUUUUCCCCCAGUGGUGCGCACAAACUAAGAAGUUCUCAGAUGUGAGGGCACAUGUGCCACCUUUUCAGUCAAUGACCUGGCUGCUCCAUCCUUGGCUCCUGUCACUGAGGAGCUCAGUGUAGGAGGAGAUUGGAGGCUGCCAAGCCUGGGGGGCGUAGGGUGCCAUUACUGAUAGCUCCCUUUCCUGGGGAGGCCCUGACAGCCCUGUGUGGAGAGACAGAAAGACUAAGACUCUAAUGCCUCCUCAGCCACAGUUUAACUUCCCUCCACCUAUGAGAGGUUUGCAGGUGUGCACUUAUUUCGGCAUGGGGUUGAUUGGAUGGCUUUUGUGGUGCAGAAUAUGAAUGUGACUCUGUCCUGAAACUUCAUGCCUUUUUCAGCUUGAUUGUCUACACGGAGAUCAGGGUGAUGAGUUUCAAUAAAUAUAUAGACCCCCCCCCAUUCGUUAGAAAAGGCCUGGACCAGGUUGCUUUGGAUUAACCAAGCUCAGCCAACAAACGAGACAGUCAUUUGUUCACUCAGAUCUAGCCAAGGUAACUCGCGCGUGCGACUUGAGAUCCUUCAAGAGUCUGCCAACAGCGGUAGCCAGGAUCUGUGCCCAGCUCAUGCUGUAUUCUAAGAACUCUCAUUUCAUCUGCAUAUAACACUCAUUACAGGAAGUAAUUAGCUGAAGGAGCAGCAGCAUCAAAGGCUCAAGGAGGAUAGAAAGUAAGUGCAACUUGCCCCUCACCAUUCAAUUCAGAUCGUGGUUUGUGGUUGGUUUUGUUCCAAAAACCAAGAACAUUUAAACUAAAAGGAUCUAUCCAAAAUCUAAAAGGCAGCCUUGCAAGUUGCUAUGGCCCAUAACACCAAAAAAAGGGCUACUUUUUGUCAUUUAGGUUCUGCUGUUUGACCAACUUUCAAUUAACUGUGCUGGGGCACAGUGUAAGACUUGGGGAAAUGGGAUGCUGAAAGACCUCCAGGACAGCCACUGCGAUCCCUCCUCCCCAAAGCUUAUAGGCGCUAACUAUUCUUGUCAGCUCAAUUUCCUAAGCAGAGCAAGAGCAGUGACUCAUUUGAUCUUCAUAUGCUUGAUUUCUGAGAGGUUGGGGGGAAGACAGACGAAGCAUUGAACAAAGAAAACCUGCUGACCAGUGAUGGCAAGCUAAUUGUCUACCAUCCCAAGAGACAAAAAGAAAAGUCAAGUGAAAUUGUAGCCUGCCUCACAAAGAGAGUUCCCGGACCCCUUCCUACUUCACCCCCCACCCAACAGAUUCAUUGGUCAACCUCCUGGAGGAUGCAGUAAGAGUUCCAGAGACAAGCAGAUCUCAAUUUCUAUAGGUCGUGUUGUUCACCAAUGAGAAGCAAGCUCUUAGCUCAACUGCCCGCACUCCAGCCAGACAGAGCAGCCGAAAAACAGCACCGAGUACUGAGAAGAUUGGGGCCUCUCACACAGAGAAACUCCAGGCCUAGGCCCUCGGUUGGUACAGUUCUGAAUUCGAGACUUCUGGGAACAGGCCAGGCCUACCAGCUCCCUUGCAAUCAGCACUUCCUCUGAUUUAGAAAGAAACCAAAUAAAAUAAUAAACAGCUAGCGAAAGCCCAGUUGCUUUUGAAAGUAUUAGAACUACUUGGUUUGAAGGUCCUCAACAAAUUUAAGGAAUUUUUGCCUGAAAUAAAAUAGAUUCAUCCCUGGCCUUAGUUUAUAUAUGAAUUCCACCUUGUCUGCCCCAGACUCAGAAUUCCAAGACAGAAACCUUUUCCUCUAUAGGGAAAUGAAGGAGUGUUUGUGCUUUUACUUAACAAAAGUGAAAGGCUGCCAGGGCCUGCUCCUUGGGAACCAUUACGACUAGCUGAACUCUAAAGCUGAGUAUGGGACUCGUACUUUAGGACUUGUUACUUCUGCUCAUUUUUCUGGAAGUUUCUUGUUUACUACUUCUAGUGGGUUUUGCCUCUCCCCUCACCUUGCUACCUCUGGAGGUUUCCCCCAAUAUUCUAAAGCUGAACGCCCACUUUUCUGUUUUUCAAUUACCUUGAUUCUUGCUUUUUUCUACAAUACUCUGUAUGCCCUGAAUCUUUAGAACAUCUAAAUCGUCACUAUGGCCCUCAAA
Molecule: messenger RNA, 5861 nt
Organism: Lemur catta (Ring-tailed lemur)
Lineage: Eukaryota; Metazoa; Chordata; Mammalia; Primates; Lemuridae
Gene: NHSL2
Product: NHS like 2
Exons: 8
Coding region: 98-3523 (1141 amino acids)
Biological process (GO): cell differentiation
Source: RefSeq, a predicted model, not a curated record